AUGAACUGAAGAGUGACGGCUAAUGGCGGUUUAAGAAGAAUGAAGUGGUGGACGAAAGCUGAAUAAUUGACGUCGGCUUGAUUGUAUUAAGUGGAUUUUCUAGAUGAUUCGUUAAUUAAAGUAAAAAGUGAAUUUGAUAUAAAACUAUCAGGACAAAAAUCCAACAUGAAUACACAUAAACUUUUAGCGACAUUUAUUGUUUUGAUAUGCCACACUUUUUAUAACCCAACUGAUAGUGGAGCUGUACAAAUUACUCAAAGUAAUUUAGAUAUGGUUUUAGCUUCAAAUGAAAUUGUUUUUAUUAAUUUUUAUGCUGACUGGUGUAAGUUUAGCAAUAUGCUGAUGCCUAUAUUUGAUGAUGCGGCGGACGAAGUAUCAAAAGCCGGCUAUGAUCCUGGACAAGUGGUUAUGGGGAAAGUUGACUGUGAUAAGGAACCGGCUGUAGCUACAAGAUUUCAUAUUACCAAAUACCCUACUUUAAAAUUAUUCCGGAAUGGAUUACCAGCUAAAAAAGAGUACAGAGGUCAGAGAUCUGUAGAAGCAUUUGCAGAAUUUAUUAAGAAACAACUAACUGAUUCAGUUGUAACAUUUAGUUCUUUAAAAGAGCUUCACAGCUUGGCAGAAGAUAAGAGGCACAUCAUAGGGUACAUGGACAGAAGGGAUCAAAAGGAGUAUGAAAUAUUGCGAAAGGUGGCUGCUACUUUGAAGGAUGAGUGUAUUUUUCAUGCUGGAUUUGGAGAAGCAUCUCAACAAAUGCAUCCACCAGGGCAACCAAUUGUCGUCUUUAGAGCAGACAGGAAGACCUCUACUGAUCCCGAUGAAACUUACACAGGAUCUCUAUUAGAUUUUGAUCAGCUGCAUAGUUGGGUACAGAAGAAAUGCAUACCAUUAGUCCGAGAAAUAACAUUUGAAAAUGCAGAAGAACUCACUGAAGAAGGGUUACCAUUCCUGAUUUUGUUCUAUCAUCCUGAUCAUCCGGAGAGUAUUAAGAAGUAUAAGGAAGUUGUUUCAUUGGAACUGGAGUCUGAGAAACAAAAUGUAAACUUCCUGACUGCGGAUGGAGUGAGGUUUGAGCAUCCUCUGCAUCACCUUGGCAAGUCGGUGGCUGACCUGCCUCUGAUUGCCAUCGAUUCCUUCAGGCAUAUGUACCUGUUCCCUGAUUACAAGGAGAUGGAUAAGCCGGGUAGGCUGAAGGAGUAUUUGAAAGAUUUGUAUUCCGGAAAAUUGCAUAGAGAAUUCCACUACGGCCCGGAAUCGCCCCAAGUGAUUAUGGUGAAUAAUGAGGUCAAGGUAACCACACCUCCUGAGUCUACCUUCAAAAAGUUAGCUCCGUCCAAAAACAGGUACACCCUGCUCAGAGACGAAUUAUAAUUCAAUUUCAUUCCUAACUUAUUUAUUUGAAUGAAUUUUUUAAUGUACAAACCGCAAAAUGUUCUCAUUUCGUGAAUACACCUACAUUAUUGUCUUCGAAGUGCUGUUUUCUUUGUAAGAAUCUAAAGUCCUUAUAAAAAAUGUAAUUAUUUUAACUAAAGUCGUCUGUCUCUUUUCAUCAGAGCGUAUAGGCAAUUUGACAGAAAGAGACGAAAGAGUUAAAAGUGCAAUUAGGCUUUUUGUU
Messenger RNA from Pieris rapae (cabbage white), 1615 nucleotides. RefSeq names its product endoplasmic reticulum resident protein 44 (gene ERp44). NCBI's taxonomy places the organism in Eukaryota, Metazoa, Arthropoda, Insecta, Lepidoptera, Pieridae. The transcript has 7 exons. Bases 166 to 1371 code for a protein of 401 amino acids. The record is from RefSeq and is a predicted model, not a curated record.